Messenger RNA from Amphibalanus amphitrite, 7585 nucleotides. Its product is annotated as cilia- and flagella-associated protein 47-like. NCBI's taxonomy places the organism in Eukaryota, Metazoa, Arthropoda, Thecostraca, Balanomorpha, Balanidae. The record is from RefSeq and is a predicted model, not a curated record. Gene Ontology annotation, molecular function: protein binding. The coding region runs from base 158 to 7396 and encodes 2412 amino acids. The transcript has 21 exons.
CAAAAUAGACAUCCUUCUUGUAGACAUAAAAUGCAUAAAACUAUUUUUUGUGAACAUUUAGUUUUGCAUUUGACAUGGGCAACAACAAAAUAAAACGAUGUGAAACAUCUAACCGUUUCCGUCUCAAAUACAUGCGUAAAUAAAACCCACAACAAAUAUGGUGAAAACAACAGCGAUUCCAGCGACCGCCGGCGCGUCGAAUCAGAACCUACCAGCCGAGAGAUGUGCCAUUUUGACGUCGGAAGAGGCCUACGAACUGGGAGUGAGAGCCUUUCCCGACACGAUCGAGUUUCUGGAGACGGAACCCGGCGGUACCUACAGCCGAAAGUUCGGUGUGCAAAACUUACGUGACCACAGCAUCACCGUCAUAAUUCCUAAUGUCACACACACGACGAAGGACCACUACCUGUGCUACCCGCACUACCAGCUGACCAUCGGGGGUGACGGUAAGACCAUCUCCGACCUCGGGCCCGGCCUGGAGCGCACCGCCACGCUCGUCUACACGUGCACCGACUCCGAGCAGAAAAAUGACGUCGCCAAAAUACUCAUUGGCGAGGAGUUCAGCAUCAACAUCCCGAUUGUGUGCUCUCCGGUCCGUCCCGUGCUUUACGCACCGAGCGUUAUCAGCUUCGGCGAGCUGCCGUCAGAUGGCACUCCGAUCGCCCGCCGGCUGACGGUCGAGAACCGCGGCCGGCGCGAGGGCCGCUGGGACAUCGAGUACUCGGGCGCCACGCGGGUGGCGUUCGAGCCGAGUCACGGCGUGAUGGGACCCGGCCAGCGCCAGUCAAUUCGCGUGGAGCUGAUCCCCGAGACGGAGGGCGACAUCAGUGAGACGGCCAGAUUCGUCGGUCAGGAGAUGGACCCUCUGGAGGUGCGGAUCGUGGGUCACGUGACGCGCAGCGCCCUGCACCUGCUGGAGCCGGCUAGUCGGCAGCCGCUGCGGCUGGUGGACUUUGGUGCCGCCUAUUACGGCACGCGUCACCAGCGGAGGGUGGUGCUGCACAACGCCGGUGUGCGGCCCAUAUGUUACUCGGUCACCUGGUCACCGCACCAGCCCGGACAGGAGGUGGCAGUGGACCUGACCCAGUGCCACCUGGCGGCGGUGGCCGACAACCGCACAGAGGACGUGCGUGUCACAGGUCGCUGCGACCCGCCCGAGCUCUGCUUUCACGUGGAGCCGGCCUUCGGCAAGAUCGCAGCCAAGGGCGAGCAGCUGCUCACCAUCGACUUCACCCCGCGGGCGUACCCACCGGAGAAGGGCUUUACCAGUGUGUACCGUUCUCCGCCGAGACGCGACUACUGUCUCUUCCUCACUAUCGAGCCGUCUAUCGCCGACCUGCAGCAGAACCUCGAAUUCGGCAGAGUCUACCUGGGCGUGCGGGCCAUGUCGCUGCCGGUCAUGUUCGACUUUGAGCCCAAGCAGGCCCACUUUCCUGAGACUCGUCCCGGCAAACGCAUCCUGAUGCCGUGCAAGCUCAUCAACCAGUCCAAGGUGCUCCCGCUCCGCUUCACGUUUAGCGACAUUGCUCACUUUCGGGCCAGCUGCAACAAAGGAGUCCUGAAACCGGAGGAGACGAGAACGAUGCACAUUUUGUGCAAGCCCACUCAGAUAGGUCCGCUGUGGCGGUACAUUCAGCUGGAGCUGCUCGGGGUCGACACGGGGGUGAGCGCCAGCGCCGAGACCGAGCCGUCAUCCGACACUGAGCCUCGUCUGCUGGUCUCGGCGCGACUGCGCGUCUCCACCUACUGCGCUCCCAUCACGCCGCAGAAGAAGCCGCUCUUCGUGCCCGGCAUCACGCCGCUGUGGGGUCACAACGAGAUUGGUCUGAACGCGGAGUCGCUGCAGCGGCCGUGUGCCGCGGCGCCUGUCGGCACUUUGGCCGGAGUGCGCACCACCAAACACCGCUGGGUGCGCUGGGCGUCCGUGAACCAGCAGGAGCGCUGCUUCGUGGCGCUGCCCAACGACCGGGCAGGCAGCAUCCGGCCCUACCACGGCCCAUCGCCAGUCAGGUCGAUAUUCACGGGCCAGCCGCGGUACACGUACCUGGACCCUUCGUACCAGUACACUGCUGACGAGUGGCGGCACAUCCUGCUGAACGAGGCCCGCUACCAGGAGUACAUCGACCGCUGUCACAUGGAGAGGUGGCUGCAGCAGGCCGAGCUAGACCGGGCGCUCUACGACGGGCAGGAAGACGACAAGCUGCUCAACAGGACCGCGAGUCAGUUUCUGGGCGCCGAGUUUGCGCGUCUUCUGCGUCAGUGGAGCACCGUCUGUAGCCGUGAGAGACGCCGUCUGCUGAGGCUCCAGGCCAGCGGAGACGGACCGCCAGUUCAGGGAUUGAAUGUUGUUGAAGAAGACAGUCUUUCCAGCGGUCACGCAGGUAUGGAGGUUCUCGAAAAAUUUGACGAUAAGCCCAAAACAAUGGAGAUCAAGAAAGCGUGCGAACGUGAGCUGACCUGCGUCGAAAUCGCAAAAGUGAAAAUAUCAAACAAGCUGCUGAAAUUCGGCGAGGUGGCGCAGGACGUGUGGGCGUGCCGCACCCUGGACGUGUGGAAUCCGCUGGACGGUCACGUGCUGUUCCGUCUGCACGUGGACUGUCGCGAGCUGGAGAACACGAGUCCGACGUCAGCCGUGGUGCCCCCGCGCUCGGCCGUCCGGCUGCCGGUCAUCUUCCAGUGCAGCACCAAACGCGAAUACAGACGCGUGAUAAAGUACUCGAUCAACGGCACAUGUCUGGACAGCGUGCUGGUGGUGGCUACGGUGGUGAGGAUGCGGCUCGACAUCUCCACCACCAGGCUGCACUUCAAGUGCGCCAACCUGACGUCCAUCUCCCCGGGCGUCUACCAGAUGGUCGUGGUGCUACGUAACUCGCUGAACGGCGUCGGCGAGUACCGCUGGCGCCAAGAGGGUGGCGACCCGGACGACGUGUUCAGUCUGCGGCCGGCGCACGGCGUCAUCGACCCCUACCACAGCCAGCGCUGCGUGGUCACCUUCCGACCGAGCGUGCGUCUGCGACAGCCGCACACGGCCACCUUCGCCUGCCACGUGACUGGAGGCGACACGCUGACGCUGGCGCUGACCUCCGAGCUCGGCACGCCGCGCCUGCGGCUCACCGACGACCGCCUCCAGCUGGAGAACCUGCCGCUCUACCAGGUGAAGCGGUGCCAGGUGCGACUCUAUAACGCUAGCCUGGUGGACGCGUUCUUCUCGCUGGCCGAGCCGAGGCCAAUGCCGGGAAUCGUGGUGUUCCCGUCAGAAGGAGUGGUGCCGGCCGGCGGAUCGGUGGCGCUGCACGUUACCCUGGUGCCUGUCUCACUAGCGCGCUUCGACUGUCCAGUGCGACUUCACGUGCGCGAUGGCCAGGCGGUGACGCUGGGUAUUAGUGGGCGCACCGAGGCGCCUGAUCUCGCAGCCGACUGCGGUGCUCUCUACUUUGGCGGCGUGCACUGUGGGAGUUCCGCCAGCCAGGUGUUCCACCUGGAAAACCGCAGCCGCAUCCCGGCCACGCUGUCGGUGGACCUGCGCGAUCACGACGAGUUCUCGCUGGCCGGGCCUCUGGAGGCCGGUCGUGACCAGGCAGUCCAGCAGGAGGGCGACGGCAGAUACCUGGUGCGCUGCGGUGCCGGGCAGACUGUGGCCGUCAGCUGCCGGUUCGCGCCGCGCUUCCUGGCCAACCACGGCUUCGUGCUGGCGCCGCUGCUACACGCGCCGCCUGAAGUCAGGGAGCUGGGUAUGGCAGGGCGGCCGUCGGUGCUGACUGCGUCCAAGGCGGAUCGGCUGGCGCAACCGCGGCGUGGCGGUCAGGCGGCUAACCGCUCGGAGGCCGUCAUCGCACUGCCCUCGCUGAAGGUGAUCGCCACGGCUCUGCGUCAGCCGGUGCUGCUUACGCCGCAGACAGUCCGCUUCUCUAUCGGCGCCGACCUGCUGGAGCGCUGCUUCAAGGUCACCAAACGCGUUCGCAUCGCCAACAACCUGAAUCGCACCGUGCGUGUGGUGAUCAACGCCAAGUCCAGCGCCUGCUUCCGCGUGGGCAGCGCGGAAGCCCCACCGCCGCGUGGCCUCAUCGAACGUGACCUGGAGGUGGGCGGAGAGCUGAAGGUGCCGAUCGUCUUCACGACAUCUUACUUGUACCCAACGCACCCGACCACGGUGCGCGCCCACCUGCCCGUCUACGUGGACACUCUCGACCAGCCGGCCGUCACGGUCGACAUUGAGGCCGAGUGUCGACCCACGUACCUGACGGCGUCUCCACGCUCCAUCUACCUGGGGGCCGUGCCACUGGGCAUGACCGUCAACUCGGAGCUGACCAUUGUCGGACACGACUACCAGCAGCCGGACGAGCUCAGCGUAUCCAUCAGUUACGUGGAGCUGCAGCCGUCCGGCACACAGGACCUGCCGAGCAUCACGUGGCGGUUCCCUCAGAGUGGUCGUCUGGUGGGCGGCCGGGCGCAGCAGCAGGUACCGCUGAUGGUGCAGUUCAGCGCCGUGCGACCCGUCUCCGUGUCGGCGCGCCUGCUGCUAACGGACCGCGCCGGCCGCUCCGUCAGCGUGCUGCUGCUGGGCGCCGCCGAUAACUGCCUGCUCACCACCUACUCGUUCCUCAGCCUGCACCCGGAGGGCUACCAGGAGUGGCUGGCGCUGCAGGGCACUCCUCUGGAGGUGGCCGACGAGCCCGACUCGGGCCGUCAGACGGGCGGGCCGCCGGCGCUCUCGGCCGCCUCGCUGGAGCACGCCGCGGCGGCGGCGGUCCGCUCCGGCUCGUCCGUCUCCUCCGACCAGCUGGAGAUGGACCAGCUGCCGAUGGACGUGCAGCUGCCGAGCGGCUCCACCACAGAGUUCCCCAGGUUUCCGGCGGCAGGACCCGUGCAGACCUUCUUCCAGGCCACGUAUGAUGCCAUUGAAGCGUGGUUCAUCAACUUCGGAUUCCCAAGUGGACCGUUCCCAUACAACCUGUUCCUUCACUUGCCCGAGUGCAUGGGUCACGAAGAGAACUCGAGCCGCUUUUCUAAAGAGGAGAAAGCUCAGGCUCAAAUGUGGCAGACUUUCGGCGAGUCAGUCGCAUAUCUCAGUAAUAAGAAGAUUCCCAACUAUAACAUCGAGGACAAUGCCGAUUCGGCCGAUGGAGCUAGCACGAUCUUAUUUUACAUCAAGAGAAACAGAGCGGUUUUGGACUUCCUGAAAAAGGAGGGCGCCUUGCUGGCACACGUACGACCCGAAUUCAUGCUGCGAUACGAGGAUUUCCUUAUCCUUCUCCAAGUGGUGGAGGAAAUCCAAGAAAGCGUGGGCUCCAAGCUUGACAUGGCCUUCAACGGAUCUUCGAUCGAGGCCGGCAUCUCGGCGGGGAACCUCCCAUCCAAGCAAUCGUCAUUAGAGGACACGUCGACCGUGGCGUCGCUGCAGGACGUGGCUCGCCACCUCCUCGACCCAAACAUCGUGCCGAUCUACGGCGCCUUCCGUGACGAAGGCCAGUUCCGCGACAUGGCCAAGGCCGCCUGGCUGGACAUCCUGCUGCAGACGUUCCGCCGCUUCAUUCUGCAGACGGUGGUGAAGCUGUCUUCUGUCGGCUUCUGGCCGGAGAUGGCCGACAGCGACGCCCGCUACAUGCCCCGCGCCAUCGACCCGCUGGAGAGCAACAUCUACAGCGUGCCGGAGCGGCUGCUGCUCGCCUGGAUGACGUGGUCGUACAACAGCCAGCUGCGCCGCCUCUGGGACGCCGACGGAACCGAGGACCGCUGUAUCACCAACUUUGACACCGAUCUGGAGGACGGCGUGGUGCUGUGCUCGCUGUUCGCCUCGCACUGUCCUUUCUUGCGCGACCACCUGCGCCAGGAGGUGUACGCACAUCCCACCACACCCGAGCAGGCCUUCCACAACUGCGUGAUCGUGGCGGAGAGCUGCGCUCUGCUGAACCUGGACACCCGGCUCGACCCGACCUCCAUCAUGGACGCCAACCCUGUGGCGCUUCUGAUUCUGGUCACAGUGCUGUACGAGAAGCUACCGCUGUACUGGCCGCGUGAGGCGAUCCAGUUCCGACCCGAGCUGGGCUCCAGCCAGACGCGGCAACUUACCAUGCGCAACACGAGCAGCCGACCAGUGACGUACGAGGUGAAACUGCUCGGCGCCGAGAAGGGCGUGUUUCAGGUACAGGGUGGCGGCACGGAGAUCAUCAUCGGUCCGCGACGGACGCUGGACGUCACCGUCCAGUGCAGCGUCCAUCGCAUCAAACAGUACGCAGCCACGCUGCUGCUGUGCCCGAAGUCGUGCCAGACGCCGCGGCCCCGUCCGCUGGUGUACCCGCUGGCCGGUGGCCCGCUAGGCGCCGCCGCUCCGGCCAUCGUCGAGGUCGUCUCGCCGCUAUACAGCUGCCGCAACGUGCGUGUCGAGAUGCCCAAUCCUCUGCGCGAGUCCGGCGACUUCGAGGUGCGGCUGACGGACAAGCCGCAGGGCGAGCGCGACCUGGACACCUGGCUGCGCAGCGGCGUCGACGCCUUCCCGGCCAUGGUGCUGCCACAGACGGUUACGCUGCGCGCGCGAGGGAAGUCCCGCGUCGACGUGGAACACAUGCCGUGGGUGGCGCGCGCACGUGACUACUACGCGCUCUUCUCGAACGCGAAGCUGGGCGACUUCACGGUGUGUUUUCGCUCGGCACCGGCCGACCCGGAGCCGUUCGCGACUGUGAAGCCGGCUCACGGCUGGCUGACGAGCCUGAAGCAGACGCGAUGGGGCGGAGUGUGCGCCGAACCGUCAGCGGGAGCCACGCCGCUGGUCCGCCGGCAGGUCAACCUCUCCGGAGCACUGAUACAGGUGGGCUGCCGCGACGGGCCCCAGUCGGACCUGGAUGAUGCGCUGCAGACCGCGGGUCCGCCGCCGGAUGGUAUCUCUGCAGCCUGGGUGAUGGCUGCCGAUGAGGUGCUCUGCGUACACUGCCACCUGCUGGUCGACCUGAGCACCAAACUGCGAGACUUUCUCGAGCAGUGCGCGCCCGCCUGGGAGAGCGAGAUUGAACGGGAGAGGAGACAGCUUAACGGCACGCAAGUGUCUACCGAAAUGAUGCAACAAUUCCAGACUGCGAAAUACUCGGCAGCCGUCAAGACCGUCACCAUAUCUUGCAACAAGAGAGUGCCGACACCAGACCUUCCCGAGCCUCCUCCCGGCUAUGUCGCUUAUCAAGUCCUGUCACGAAAGAAGGAGCUUCUCAUAUCACCAAAGUCCAUUCAAAUGGAAGGUACCGCCGGCACCAAGUCAGUGCCGCUGUGUCUCAGCACCUCAGCGCUGGAGGUCGGCUGGCACGGGGCCGACAUUGUGCUGCGCAGUCCGAAGUACGGGGACGUGGUGACGGCGCGGGUGGCGGUACUGGUGACCCGACCCGACCCCGCCGCGGACCGCCGCCAGUGACUGCAGACGCUGACACAACCUGGCUACCUGUCGCCCCAGAGAGGUGCUGUCCGGCAUUACCAUUGGGGUGAUGGUUGACGCUGUGGCUGAAGGGAGAAAUGUCACAGCGCACACUUGUGCGAACUACGUUAUCAAUAGAGAUGACGCUACAAUCUGCAGUGUAAUAAAAUCGUACUCCUAUUUUUACAA